Molecule: messenger RNA, 1110 nt
Organism: Scaptodrosophila lebanonensis
Lineage: Eukaryota; Metazoa; Arthropoda; Insecta; Diptera; Drosophilidae
Product: ras-interacting protein RIP3
Exons: 2
Coding region: 1-1020 (339 amino acids)
Biological process (GO): regulation of transcription by RNA polymerase II
Cellular component (GO): nucleus; transcription regulator complex
Molecular function (GO): DNA binding
Source: RefSeq, a predicted model, not a curated record
AUGGACGUAAAUAGUUUGAUUGCCGAGGUAAAAAAUCGACCUGCCCUCUGGGAUGCGACACAUCCAGACCAUGCGAACCGCAAUGAGACGUUGCGACUAUGGAACAGCGUAGCCGAAACAUUAGGCGUUCAUGCGGAUAUCUGUCGCAGCAAGUGGAAAAAUUUACGGUGCAGUUACCGCCGGCAGCAGCAUCGCCGGAGCUCUCAGUCUAAAAACACCUGGGUCUAUGCGGAGCCGAUGUGUUUCCUGGACGGGCAACGUCUCCAGACGGAUAGUAGCAAGGAGGAAGAGGAGGACUGUGAUGCUACCCUAGCCGAGGGCAUGAGCGAUUACCAGGAGUCCCCCAUGCCCCUCAAAAUUGAAUUAUUGCCAUCUGACGAAAUGGAGGCGGAUAAUGAUGCGCUAAUGAAGGAGUUUCAAAGUGUGGCAACACCGCAGGCGUUGCGUCGGCUCUCGCACAGCAUCUCGUUGGCCAGCGCCGCCGCUGAGGAGCAAGACAGCAAGCCAGCGAUUCCCAUGGCUGCUCCAAUCGUUCCGGAUACGGCCAUGUCUGUUGCCGCCUCCAGCAGUUGCCAUUGCGCCAAACGGGUGGACGAGCAGGUCCACUUUCUGGAGGAUCUGGAACGCGAGGAGCAAAAGUUGAUGCAGUCCACCAACCAGGACAUUUCACGUUGCAAGAAUGUGUUGCAUGUCGGCGACUCUGACUACAAUUAUCUCAUUAGCUUCUUGCCACUCAUGAAACAAAUGUCGCCGCUGCAAAAUGUCGGAUUCCGAGCCAAAAUGGGUGAACUGUUGCUUCAGACGAUGGCAGCGGGCCCCAUUGGCGUCCAACAACAACAACAGCAACUGCAGCAACAGGCGCAGCAACAACAACAACAACAACAACAACAAAUGCAGCAACAGACGCAGCAACAACAACAGCUUCAGCAACAGCAACAACAACAACAGCAGCAGCAAGAAGAACAACAAAUGGCCUUGGACCAGGAACAAGUGAGCACCAGUUCCACAAAUUGGAACUAAGUUUGUGAACAAUUUGUAUUCUUCCAUAUUUUCAACUGAUUCAACAAACAAAUGAUUAAAUAUAUACAAUAUAUUUUUGAUUUUAUUAAA